AUGGAGUCACGCGUGCGGCGACGAGGCCUUCACGUGCCUGGCGAUGCAGGAAAGGAGUUCGAACGUAAUGGAGUUUCAGAUCAGUCCCGACGUGAAGACCAGCUACGAAGUGGGCCUGUGUUCCUCCCCGCCUCGCUCACCUGGGCCGCCUGGGUGACUCAAGGCCGUGUCGACAGGUUUAAGCAGUCGCCUUGUCCUGUGGCAGGUGAAUACACAGGAGUUAUACCAGAUGCGACGGUACUCUGCGCCAAGUUAUAUUCUGACUGCAACAACCCCGAGAUUAUGUUCUACACGGUGUUCUCGUGUUAUAACCGCUCCGAAGUUAUUGAAGAACGCGAGUACAGGUGCCUCGGCCAGUGGAGCGAGACCACGGUGACUUACACCUACACAGAACGGCGAGACCAAGCAGGCUACGAGUGCUUUGCGGGCGUGGUGGUCAGCGACGGGGAAAUCUACAUCAUGGAGGCCGGGGUCAACUGCCAGAGGGGGCUGGAGGCGCUGUCGUACGGGAUGAAGUUGGUGAAGCAAGCGCCCUGCCUGAACGACGCCGCCAUGGCCCCACGCCCGUACACGCCCCCGCCCACCCACACGCCCUGGUGGAACGGCACCCGCAACCCAUGGACCAAGAAGGCCUCCUCCACCACGCCCAAACCCGCGUGGAAAGACACACCAAAGGGCGGCGUGUCUCCUCGUGCCCCGACGCCCAUUCUCAUCCCCAUGGGCGUGCUGGUCGUGCUCUUGACCUUCUGCCGAGUGUGGGCGUAGGUGGAGCUCGUGACGUCACUGGAGAUUCAUUUUUUUUUUUCGAAGCAGACCGAAAAUUUUUAGUCGUGUUGCUCCGCCCACUCCUCUCGCCUGACGUAAAAUGCAUUAUGAAAAUUUAUGAGAAUUUGAGCAUUAUUGUAUACUGAAACGUUGCAUUAUGUGAAUAUAUGUAUUACUUUAUACUGAAUCGUGAGAGAAAAAGAUAUACGUCAACACAUGCGCAGGAAUUAACGAUGAAAUUAAGAGAGUUUGUCUUCGAAUUAAGAGUCCCAUUGGCGGUCUGUUUACAAAAGGAACGAAUGAUAUUUUAUGAUAUAUAUAUAUAUAUACGACAUACAUAUUACUGGUUAUCAAAUACGAAUGACUUUGCUCUCCAAAAUUCGCUUGGCUGCGGGGCUUCGAGGGAAAUUCACGCAACGCAAGCUUUUAGAGAGAUAUUUAUGUACCGGACAUUUUGGUGUCCCCUCCGACCGCACCGAAACCUGAAUCCAUUUUAGCGCCGUUAGUUGUUUACCUUCGAUUUCGAUGAUUUUGGGAUCCGUUCUAUCUGUUGGUGGGACUGCUUAUCGUUACUAUUAUUGUCAUUAUUAUAUAAUUAUUAUUUUUAUGAUUGUUCAUUAUUUCUAAAGACAAUUGUGAAAUCAUGAAUUUGAUUUCCCUUUUUGAAAGCUUCGUUGAUCUCUUUGUUUCUGAUAGAGUAAAAUAAUAAUGAUUAAAAAAAAAAAUCUAUAAAAAUAGAUAUAUACUAGAGAUACGGCCACUCUAGUCUGGCAACAAUAUAUAACGAGAUGGACUUUUACUUCAUAUUCUAUUGCACAAUGAUGAUUUUUUUCCUCCUAUACCACUGCUCAAGAAAAUAUUAGUUUAUAGAAACAAUUGAUUUGCAACUGACGUCUCUGUGGGAACGGCGCUCGAAGGGGAAAUAGUAAUAGAUAAAGAAAUAGAUAAAUGGAUGGAUGCAUAGGUACCAUGAACAAAAUCUUAUCAUUAGAUCUUCAAUUCCUUUUUUUUUAUAUAAACUUCAAUUUGGAAUCGUUUCGGGGGAAUGAUCACUUUCAAGCAGGUUCAGUAAAUAAUGACUUUAGAGAAAUCGAUGCAAAUUAAAAGAAAAAAAAAAAUCCACUUUGUUUUGGAAAUUGAAAAGAUUUUGCCGUUUAGCGAUCCACGAUAAAUAUCAGAAUAAAAAAAUUUGAUGAACACAUAUCAAAGCAUAUCAUUCACACUUAACCCUUAAGGAUACCUAAUCCCUCCAAAGCAUAAUCAAGUAUUUAAACAAAUUUAAACAAAAAAAAAGUUA
Molecule: messenger RNA, 2062 nt
Organism: Penaeus vannamei (Pacific white shrimp)
Lineage: Eukaryota; Metazoa; Arthropoda; Malacostraca; Decapoda; Penaeidae
Source: RefSeq, a predicted model, not a curated record